AGUAAAGCCCAUACUUUAAUUUUCUGUGAAUAUCAAAAACAAAUCUCAGAUUUAUUUUUAUUUUAUUUCAUUUCCUCAAUUUCCCAUUAUUUUUGUCAGAUCACAAACUUUCUCUAGGGUUUUCAGUAUCACUCGAUCGUAACUUACUCGGUAUCGUAUUAGCGAGUUCAGUCUUAAUUUUGUGGAAUUUGGAGCUAAUUUUGAUACUGAGCUGGCAUUUUAGGUUAAAUUGGUAUAUUAAUUAGUAAUUACUAUAGGUUAUGUUAGUUAAUCUAUGUUUUACUUGUGAAACUAGCUUAAAUUGGAGUAUAAUGAUUUUGGCGGUCGGUUUUUUUGAUUACUUUAGGACUUAUAGAAUGAGGAAGAAAUUGUAAAUGUUCUGGAAGAAUGGAUGAUGAUAGGGAGAUUCAAAUGUUGCUUCCAGGUUGGAAUUAUCCGACGGAGUCUAAGAUUUUUAUUUUUUCGUGUCUUGUUGCUGCUUUAGUUGGGAUUUUGACUAUUGCUUACACGGCUUUUCAAUGGCGAAGGAAUAUCAAUUUAAGUUGGAUGAAAGCCAUAGCUAGGUCGAAGAAAAAUCCCAAGACUAGGCAUCAUAAGGUUCCUGUGGCUCCACAUGAUUGGAUUCUUGAAUCUGCUUCUCGUGGAAAGAAUUUGAGCUGUUGUGUGUGUUUUAAGUCUGUGUCUCCUUCACAGACUUAUGGACCUAUGGUUGCAUCAGAUAGUUUCAUUCACCAUUGUAGUAUUUGUAGUGCUGCGGCUCACUUGAGCUGCUCUUCAAGUGCGCAUAAGGAUUGUAAGUGUGCGUCUAUGGUUGGAUUGGAUCAUGUGAUGCACCAAUGGGCUGUUCGUUGGACCGAGAUUACAGAUCAACCUGACGAAACUUCAUUUUGUAGUUACUGUGAAGAGCCAUGUAGCGGCUCUUUUCUUAGUGGUUCUCCUAUAUGGUGUUGCUUGUGGUGUCAACGGCUUGUACAUGUCGAUUGUCAUAGUAGCAUGUCGAAUGAAAUUGGUGAUACUUGCGAUUUAGGCCCAUUUAGAAGGCUGAUUCUAUCACCACUUCACAUCAAGGAACUGAACUCAGCAGGUGGGUUUUUGAGCUCUAUCACUCAUGGAGCAAAUGAGAUUGCUUCUACAGUGCGUGCCAGUAUUAGGAGUCAGAGCAAGAAGCACAAGCAUGUUAAUGAAUCAUCUGUGGACACCGGCAAUAGUGGUAGCACUUGUGAUACUUCCAUGGAAAGCACAGGUGAUGCACAUCCUACAAUAAAUGGUUCUCAUGGCGUGGAGGACAUCUGUAAUGGUAGCAUGAAAGUGGUUAGUCCACAAAAUGGUGGUAAUAUGGAUAGAACUGAGUCAAAGCGCAGUUUUAAAAGAAGUGGAUCAGCAAAUCAGAAGGAUGAGUCUCAGACAUUAGGAAUGAGACAAAGAUAUGAAAUAAUUGAUUUGCCUCAUGAUGCAAGGCCAUUGUUAGUCUUCAUCAACAAGAAGAGUGGGGCUCAGCGUGGGGAUUCCCUCAGGCAGAGGCUGAAUUUUCUUUUGAAUCCUGUUCAGGUAUUUGAAUUGAGCUCAACACAGGGACCGGAUGCGGGUCUUUACUUUUUCAGAAAGGUUCCCCACUUCAGAAUUCUUGUAUGUGGGGGCGAUGGCACUGUUGGCUGGGUCUUGAAUGCCAUAGACAAGCAAAACUUUGUUUCUCCUCCACCCGUGGCUAUUCUUCCUGCUGGAACUGGCAAUGAUCUUGCUAGGGUUCUCUCGUGGGGAGGUGGUUUGGGAUCAGUUGAGAGACAAGGAGGGCUUUGCACAUUGUUACAGCACAUAGAGCAGGCUGCAGUAACCAUUCUUGAUAGGUGGAAGGUAGCUAUUGUCAAUCAUCAUGGAAAGCAACUUGCCUCACCCAAUUUUAUGAACAACUAUCUCGGAGUUGGAUGUGAUGCAAAGGUUGCACUGGAAAUCCACAAUUUACGGGAAGAAAAUCCAGAGAAGUUUUACAACCAGUUUAUGAACAAAGUUCUUUAUGCAAGAGAAGGUGCUAGGACUAUAAUGGAUAGGACAUUUGCAGACUUUCCAUGGCAAGUCAGAGUGGAAGUGGAUGGUAUUGAAAUAGAAGUUCCUGAGGACGCGGAGGGUGUACUUGUUGCAAAUAUUGGAAGCUACAUGGGUGGUGUAGAUCUAUGGCAAAACGAGGAUGAAUCCUUAGAUAACUUUGAUCCACAAUCUAUGCAUGAUAAGCUACUAGAGGUUGUGAGCAUUUCGGGAACAUGGCACCUUGGGAAGCUUCAGGUUGGUCUUUCUCGUGCUCGAAGACUUGCUCAAGGACAGUCAAUAAAGAUACAGCUUCUGGCUCCACUGCCCGUACAGAUUGAUGGGGAGCCUUGGUCUCAGCAGCCUUGUACAUUGGUUGUAUCCCAUCACGGACAGGCUUUUAUGUUAAAGAGGGCAGCUGAGGAACCUCUUGGUCAUGCUGCUGCCAUAAUCACUGAUGUGCUAGAAAAUGCCGAAAGUAACCAUGUAAUUAAUGCUUCACAGAAACGAGCGCUUAUUCAAGAAAUGGCAAUCAGACUAAAUUAGGUCGUCUCUGGCUGCCCAGCAAAACAGUUGCAUGUCUUCGGUCAUCAACUGCAUCUCUGCAUACAAAAUGUCCCAUGUUUUGGUGUUUAAAAUGGUGCUUUUAGCUGCAGUAUUUUUGUAAAUGAACUCAGGUUUUUAAUAGUUUUCCCCGUGUUGAAAUAUUAAUUAAAGGGGAAUUUUGGUUUCAAUUUCUGAAGCAAUAUAGAUAUAUGAAAGCAAAAGAAAAGUUUGAAUCA
Mercurialis annua (annual mercury) is the source of this 2801-nucleotide messenger RNA. RefSeq names its product diacylglycerol kinase 1. Lineage: Eukaryota; Viridiplantae; Streptophyta; Magnoliopsida; Malpighiales; Euphorbiaceae. The transcript has 8 exons. Gene Ontology annotation, molecular function: ATP-dependent diacylglycerol kinase activity. The coding region runs from base 388 to 2565 and encodes 725 amino acids. The record is from RefSeq and is a predicted model, not a curated record.